This is a messenger RNA of Branchiostoma belcheri (Belcher's lancelet), 1097 nucleotides long. RefSeq names its product tctex1 domain-containing protein 1-like. Gene Ontology annotation, cellular component: cytoplasmic dynein complex; cytoplasm. The transcript is spliced from 3 exons. The record is from RefSeq and is a predicted model, not a curated record. Gene Ontology annotation, biological process: microtubule-based movement. Bases 82 to 453 code for a protein of 123 amino acids. Lineage: Eukaryota; Metazoa; Chordata; Leptocardii; Amphioxiformes; Branchiostomatidae. Gene Ontology annotation, molecular function: dynein intermediate chain binding.
CCAACCGAGAGACCGCGCAGCUGCGCAGGCGCGAGUUAUGUGUCCCUGGCAUGUGAACCCGAACUCGGAAGCCAAACGGACAUGUGCAGACACAAGUCUCCCCAGCCAAACACCUUCCGUCUGGAGCCGGAGAACCGCUUCAGUGUUCCCACCGUGCGGGACGUCAUCCUGACCGUGCUGAGCUGUAACCUGGGCGGCGACGUGUACGAGGUGGACCGGGCACGGGAACAGACCAAGGGCCUGGCGCAGGAUAUCAUGAGAAGGGUGAAGGCUCUGGAGUAUGACAGAAUGAAGCUGGUUGUAGUUGUGUCUAUCGGAGAGAAGCGAGGUCAGUGUGUUCACGUGACGUCACGCUGUCUGUGGGACCUCCAGCGGGACAACUUCGCCACGGCGUCAUUCCACAACGAGGCUCUGUACGCCACAGGGACCGUGUUCGGGGUGUAUUACGAAUAAUCUGUGGAAUCAUUAUGUAGCAAGUUUUACUGUAAGUUCCAACGCACGAAAUUGGACUCACCCACAUUUUCGACUGUACAACUCCAGUCUUUGUCAAGGAAUGAGCUUGUGACGUCAUGGUCUGUACUAUGGUCUACAAGUGCUUACAUGCGCGUGCACCUGAUUAUCUGCUGCACUGCUUCAAUUAUAAUCAUCAAACCCAUCAGUACAAAACAAGACAAGCGAAUCUACUACGCAAACCCAAAUACACAAACAGCUGGAUUGCGAACAUUUAAGUUAUAACUUGUUAUAUGACGAAACUAAACAGGUAAACACCUUGAAUGCUUUUAAGAGAGCACUAAACACAUGACCCCUGACCUCACGGACUGACUUAUCUUUCGACUGGGAUGAUACGGACUAUGCUUAUGCCUUAUGAUUUGACUAUUUGCUUUGGUUCACAUUUCUUGUUUCUUAUGAUUAAUUACUUGUACUCUUUGACUCUUUGUUCAUAUUAUACAUCAUCUCUAUGUUUAAUUAUUUAACUAUUGUUGUGUUAAUUUUUUCCCACACUAUACUUAAUGUCAUUUAUGUCUAAUAGUGGUAUGUCCUCUGUAACUGUUCUGUUAGGCUUCUUUGGAAAUCAAUAUUGUCCAAAACUGAAGGUA